Symbiodinium natans is the source of this 5346-nucleotide messenger RNA. The record is from the annotation of a GenBank genome assembly. Lineage: Eukaryota; Dinophyceae; Suessiales; Symbiodiniaceae.
AUGGAGAGCUCAUCGACGCGCUCUGUACUGACAAGGACAGUCACCAUUUUCGCCCACUACGAGUGGCCCCCUGAGGGCUUUGGCCCUGUGUUGCAGCUGCAGCAGGACUUGAAUGUGGAAGUCCGCGACUCCACAUGCUGGGUGCCAGCAACACUGAGCUUUGCAGCGCAGGAAGUGCUGACGGGAGCAACCGACAUUGCAAGUUGCAGGAGCCUUUGCCGCAGCCGUGGCCAGUGCACCCACGUCGCCUGGAGCUCCAGCCAAUGCAUCGAGUAUGCGCAGUUGUGCACAGACAAGGAGGACCAGCUUUGUGUUCACCAGGACAUCGACGUGACGGCUCGGUUGCCAGGCUGUGGUGAGAGGAGCGCAUGCCUUAAUCUGACGUUUGCUGAUCACCAUUACCUCUCUGGCGCAUACUGCCCACAUGCCGACAAUGGGACGCAUGGCCAGCUUUUCCUCAAAGUGGGUCGCACGGAAGAAGACUCGUUCUGGGCCGUGGCAAAUGAUGGCUCGUCGGAUUGCGGCAAGCCAUGGCUGUUGCGAAGACCUGACCCCGAAAACGAUUUCCACAACGCCUCCGCGCAGUAUGCUGAGCUUCAUGGGGAAGUCGUGGCCUGCUUUGGCUCAGAGAAUCAGGUCACAGAGGUGUUCCAAAAUGGUUCGGCAUCGACCGAUGCCUCAGUCGGAGAGGAGUCGGUCGAGGUGACAGUGGCGCUCUUCCUGCCCUCCUGUGCAGUACCCAAUGUAACUCAAGCCCACUCCAUACAAAAAGCAUCCGACGACAUGACUCCAUCGGCAGAGGUCCAGGGCUUGAUUCUGGAUGACCCAUCCACGGAAGCGGAGGACGACUUCUGGCUCCACCCUUGUCAGUGUGUCCCCCCUGCGUGGGGCAACGCUGCGCCGAUAUCUCCUGAUGCCUACGAUGAGAUCCCAAUGGGCAGCCAGAACCUCUUUGAGGCCAUUCCCUUUGAGGUCGGCGGCGGGGCUUUCGUCUGCAAGCAGGAGUAUCUCCUGGACAUCUUCUACCUGGAGGCUGCGGAGGACAAGCAACUCGAGAGUUGUCAAGUCCAUUGCUCACAGGACCAAAGCUGCGUAUUCUUCUGGCAUGGCCAAGUCGGAGAGGGCAGUGCGCAGUGCUGGACCUAUUCGAGCUGUGAGACGCUGUAUCGCCAAGUCGGCAUAUCUGGCAUGCUGAUGGCGUGGCCGAAGGACACGUAUGUGUGCAGGAUUUCGAAUGCGCCGCUCUGCUGGCACGUCACGAAGCGACGUGAGUUUCUUCGGGCGGCCUUGCCAUUGUCACUUCCCAGCUCCGAACUUGGCGUCUGUCUGCACCAGUCGCUCUUCGAGCAAUGCGACCAAAAGCUAAUGCUGGGAGGCACCUCCGUGGAGUCCUGUGGCAUCUGCAAGUACAUUGCCGUUGACAUGGCAUUGCCAAGUCCAGAAUCGCUUCUCAAGACCCCCUUGCCUGCAGAAUUCGCACAUGGGGCGGUCGUGACGGCGAGGUGCUGGGAUGAGCGCUACAGGUCGCCUGCUGCAGAGCAAGCCGAGCUGCGGUGCGUCGCGGGCUCCUGGAUCAACUCCGACGGUUCAAAAGGCUUGUCCAACUUCGAGUGCGCAGCCUGCAUCGAAGCUGUCAGCCAUUGGCACAAGGACAUGGCAGUCCGUGUGAAGGAAGAACUCUUCUUUGCGAGCCGCUGGAUUCUGCAGCUGGGUUUGCGCGUGAUCGAAGGCACCUACAACGUCAAGGACUCCACAGACACGGACUGCGAAAACUACGUCGCCCAGCUCACGGCCAGCGCGCCACAAACCGUGCGCCAGUUCAUGAGCACCGAUUGCAGCUCCACGCAGUCCAUGUGCCUGGCUUCCUCUUCCUCUUCGCCCGGUCUGGUGCUGGAAGACUGCAGUGAAGGUGAGAAUCAGCAGCUCUUGGAUGCCAACGAGGUGUCCCAGCUGUUCGUGCAGCGAUACAAGAAGGAGGUGGGCUCGGACGAGGCGGUCAAUGGAGACGCCAGUCCAUCGGAUUUCAAAGGCCUCCAGCUUACGACCUCUUGCGGUAGCAAUCUGGUGGUCAGGGCCUUCCACUUUGGCCAGGGUGAUGCGUCCGAGCCGACGUUGGGCUUGUCCAAGAUCUGCACCGUCGCGGACCUUAUGUCCAGUGAGCUGCAGGAAUACUCUUUGCAUCUUCGCGUGGCCAUCCAAAAUCAGCUGUACAGGAGCUGCCUUCAAUAUGGCUCAUAUGAUGAUGACGGUGACGUGUACAACGCCAUCGAUACCGCUGGACCGUGCUUGGGGCCCUCGAACCAGCUCUUUCAUUUUCGGUAUGAUCCGACGUGCCAAGAAGACUACAGCAGCUGCUAUGAUGCUUCUAAAAACACAGAUGCGGACAUUGAGUACAUCUUCCGGCUUUACACGGCGGAAGUCAGCUCCGACUCCAAUCACGAGGUAAUCAGCCGUGUGCCGUCGGAAGAGUUCAAUGGUAAGUUUGGUUACGAGGAGACGCAGCACGUAAUCAUCUACCGAGAUGAUUUUCUGCCUCGCUACUUGGUGCAGACUGAACAGUUCGAGCUGGCUGGUACAUAUGGCUGGUGUGAUAAUGGAUGCAGCCCAAGCUUAUGGGACUUCCAGCAGAACACGUACACGUGGACCAUACUUGGGACUCUUGGCUUGGUCGACCUGCAGAUCGACUGCCAGGCGCAACACGUCAUCCAGGACUUGAAGAAGGAGCCAGUAGAGCCUGGCGAUGUUGAGGGCGAAGCCCAGUACAAAGCGGACACGAUCCAAUGGAAAUGUGCAAGGGUGGUGGGUUUGGGGGCUUGUGUGGAGAAGGUGUCUUUGGAGUUGUCGGAGCUUGAUGAGCUGCAAGCUUUACGCUUUAUGGGUGUGGACUGUGGCGAGGGAUACGCUAUGCAAGCUUUGAAAUGCGAGCAGGAUGUGAAGAGCCAAGCAAUUCGCUUUCGGGCCACAUGUUGCCAGCUGAUGUCCCUGCCGGUCACUAUGAGGCCGGGCGACAUCCGUGAUGAGGACCUUGCAGUGGAAGAUGGCAUAUAUUGCCCAGUCGGCCUGGACAGCUCAGGUAGACCCAGCUUCUCGCAAGAGCUUAGCUUCAAGUGGAGCGAGGCCAGUGCCAGUGGCACCUUGACUUACGAUCGAGGAGCCGGCGCAUGGUGCCUCGCUACGACAAGUGGAAGUGGCGACCCAUCCUGCGUGGAAGGUGAGGUGGUGCAUCCAUUGGAACUCGGCAUCGAGACGCAAUUCUCAUACACGAGCGCCACUUCCGCAGCCUUGGACGGCUACACCUCAGGCUCCGGCUGGCACCUGCUGCCCGUGCGAGACUUCAGCUCCCUUUUCUCCCCACAAGGCGCAGAGGCGCUUGCCACGCCAGAACCCACAGAAGCCGUGACGAGCUUCUCCAGUCCGGCAGCCGUGCUACCCGAAGCUGCACCUCAGGAGCCUCAGCUAGACUCGCUUCAGCUCGACUCGCUAGACGAGGACGCGUACCAGCCAGAAUGCAAAGACAAAGUCCACCCCGGGUCCACAGACUUCGACUCAGGAGAAAUGAACAAGAAUGCCUACGAUUUGCCUCCGGAAAACCCCUGCCAUUGGGUCCAUGCGCUUCUUAAUCCGACGGCAGUUGACCCAGAAUAUGACGGCGGCCCCUCGGGGCUUGUUUGGAAGCCUGCCCCACAGUUUGACUCCCGCGAGUCUUGGACGGACAAGUCUGGAGACUCAACUGGAGGCAGCUAUGGCGUCACUUACAAAAGUGUGAAGGAGUGUUCCGACAGAGAGAUCAGCCGGGAUGCGUCCUAUGGAAGGGAUGCGCGGAUCAACGCCAUUGGAGUAGGAAUCCCUUCGACUGCUCUCGGUUUUGCGGGGGACUUGCUGGGCAUUUGGGACACAGACUGGAACUUUCCGGGCAAGUUUCUCAGAAGCAUUGUUUCAGCAGCGAAGUUCGGAGUCGACGUCACGGGCCUUUCCAAUGACUUCCUAAGAGACAACAAGUAUGGCCCCAACAGCCGGGAUGACUGCAUGCCUUUGCAGCACGGCCUGGCCCGCAUGUUCUGCGACUUGCACUGCGUGCGUGAUGCCGUCAAGACGGGCGAUAAGGUAAUCCUAAGCAACCUCGAGGCAGCGUUUCAGCACAUGCAAAGUGUCACAACGCAGCUUUUCGACCACUAUCUCGGAGGGGGCACUGCAGAUGAAGCCGCGCCAACGUCGAGCCUGAUCGUGAAGCGGAUGAGUGCGAGGUUUACAGAGAUGAAAUCCAUGGUUCACUCCAGAGCCUUUCACCAGAUGGCCGCGACCGCCGCUGCCCGUAGCAUUGAAGCCUUUUCGGCACAGCUGCGAGCGGCCAAGGCCCUCCCAGACGGGAACCUAACGUCGGGGCUCCACAGCAUCGCGGGCGGCGUGGAGCAACUCCACGCGCUGGUGAGCGCUGCAUCCACCCAUGAGAAGCUGACUGCCGCCCAAUCUGUUGCCGACCGUGCUGGGGAGUACGUGACGGCCAUGAUGCGGGUGAUGCGGUCCAAGGCCCACACCCUCGGCCUCUACAAGAGAACUAGCGUCGAGAGCAAACAGCGCCAGCACUGGCUCCGGAAUUCGCACGCGAGCCUGGAGGAUGUGAUGCAAGAGCUGAGGGAGGGCUCCCUCAUGAUGGCCAUGGACAGCAUGGACAAGACCUGGUGGCAGCUGCGGGCGCAGUUCGACCAGUACUUCGACGCCAUGGAUGAACACUGGGCGGGUUUUAAGACGGCACUUGUGGCACUGGACGGUUACACGGGCAGGUGCUCCCUGUCCUUCGCCGGCCUGCAAUCUGCAUGGGUGAUGUCGGCCCAGGCCCAUGCGAAGGCCCAGCGCACCUUGCAGGCCGUGUGGGCCGCUGCAAAUCCGCUGGUUGGCCUGCUGAUCUCGCAGGCCCUGGAUGCAGAGAUCCUGGCGGCCUUCGCCAAGAGGGAUGCGGCCAGCGUCAACGCUUCGCAGGUCUUGGCGGCCUUGGCGAGCGAGGCCGCCCUGUGCGAUUGUCGGAACACCACAGAGACGCCGGAGCCCACCGGGCGCCGGAGCACGCAGAGCAGCUUUGGACAAGGCGCGAUCUUGUCGGCCCUGAAGAAGGGGCUUGAGGACGGCCUCUUCGGGCAGACCCUUCAGCAGAUUCAAAUUGUCUUUGCUGAGAUGGACUUGCUGGUAGAGCAAUAUGCCAGCACAGGCCUUGGGAAGCCUCCAAACCAAGAGGUUUUCAAUGAUUCUAGGCAAAGGAUGGCGGAAAUUCUUCUCACGUAUGGUGAAAUCCAAAAUGCCACGGCGACAAAGAUGUGGGGGAGUUGGAGAGCCUCACGCUGUGGAUGCUGA